Messenger RNA from Stegodyphus dumicola, 3499 nucleotides. RefSeq lists its product as uncharacterized. Gene Ontology annotation, biological process: AMP catabolic process. Gene Ontology annotation, molecular function: 5'-nucleotidase activity. NCBI's taxonomy places the organism in Eukaryota, Metazoa, Arthropoda, Arachnida, Araneae, Eresidae. The record is from RefSeq and is a predicted model, not a curated record. Gene Ontology annotation, cellular component: plasma membrane.
AAACCGAAUUUAAAUGAAAUUAUAAGUAAUUUUUGCAAAGAAAUUAUGCAGGUUUUAUUUCUUUGUGUAUUCAUACCUUUAGUUGUCAGCGAAUUUAACUUGACUGUAGUUCACAUCACUGAUCUGCAGUCUCACUGGUUUGAGUUUAAUGAAAAUGGAGAUAAAUGCUCACAGGAAGAAUCGAUAACUGGCAAAUGUUUCGGCGGGUUUCCGCGACAUGUGUCGUUAGUCCACGAGAUACGCAAGAAGGAGAAUAAUGUCUUAGUCCUGAGCUCAGGAGAGUUCUAUCUAGGCCGUUCAUUGAAUGCUUUACAUGGAUGGAAAUUAGCACGCGCAUUGCUACCCUACUUGGACUUGGAUGCUAUGAGUUUGUCCAAUCACGAUUUCAACAGUGGGAUGUUCGAACUCUCAGCUUUCCUCUACGCAAUGAAAUUUCCUGUUCUGUGCGCAAAUAUGUGGGCAAGAAACACUUCUUUCAUCUAUAGUAGAGUGAACAGGAGCGCUGUGUUCAAUAUCGGGGGCGAAAAAGUUGGAGUUGUUGGUUACGUGCAUCCAAAGACUUUACAGAGAUCGCGAAAGGCGGCAAGUGUGGAAUUUCUUCCAGAAAUUCCCGCGAUCCAGGAAGAAGUCGAUCGCCUUCAAGAGGAAGGAGUGAACAAAAUAAUUGCUCUUGGGCAUUCAGGAUAUUAUGUCGACUUGGAAAUAGCCGCAGAGGUGAAAGGAGUUGAUAUAGUCAUGGGAGGCAAUUCAGAUAUCAUGCUACGUAAACCAGAAUCUGAUGAUGUGUCAACAACGGUAGGAAACAUUCAUGGUAAUUUUCCUCGAAUCCAUCAUCAUGAAAGCGAUGAAAAUGAAGUCGGUGAAGACUCAAUCAAGAACCGAACUCUCAUUCUGCAUAUUCCUCAACACGGAACAUACGUCGGAGUUAUGCGAAUGACGUUUGACAACAGUGGCAAUAUUAUUCACGAAAGUGGAGAACCAAUUCUGCUUGACAGCAGUAUUCCUCAAGACGAAGAAACGUUGCAUGUCCUACAAAAUGCUGCCACGUCUCUGGAGAAGAUAGCUGAGCAUAGUCGUCUGCCUGACAGCGACGAAAUUCUUGCAGUCACCGUGACAGAUCUGGAAGGGAGCUCUCGAAAAUGCCGGAUGGAAGAAUGUACUCUAGGGAAUAUGGUAGCAGAUGCUAUGCUCUAUUGCUAUAUGAAAAAUGCUUACAAUGAAACAGCGCAGGUAGUAGAUACAGAGCUGUGGGAAUACGUGGAUGCAGUCGUUCUUAACUCUGGCAUUGUUCGCUCUUCCCUAAGAACUAGAAAUAUCACCAUAAAGAAUUUGCUGCAUUCGUUAUUUUUGGGCGAUUUCAUGGAAAGAGUAUAUAUGUCAGGACAACAGCUGAAAGUUUUCAUGGAGCAUUCUGUUUGGGACUAUGAUCCAAAUGGCGUAACAUCACCAGGAGCUUUCUUACACGUGGCUGGAAUAAGGAUUGAAUACGAUCUUCAAAAGCCACCAGGGUACCGUGUUAGAAAUCUGCAGAUUCGUUGCAAAAAUUGUAUCAGUACAUAUGAGCCCGUGAAGCCUUCUAAGACUUAUUUUAUUGCAAUGUCAAGUUUUCUUUCCAGUGGUGGAGAUGGCUUCCCUGAAUCGCAACUUGCAAACUCUGAUGACUUAGGUCAGUUUGACGUUUUACUAAUUGUUGAAUAUUUGAGAGAUGUCCGUAUACUGCAUACAAUAAUUGAUGGGAGGAUUACGUUCUUUAAAAAUUCUGAUGACAAUAACAGUAACAGUACAAUUACAAAACAGUCAGAAAAUUAUAAUACAACAUCUUUAGUUUCACCUCCUCUUUCGUCUUCGAGUAUGAAACCUGAAGUGUCGCAAAAAAUUCAAUCCAGGAGUAAACUCAACAUUUCAACGACAAAGUAUACUUACACUUCUGUAAUGAAAGGUGAUGCAUUGGUCAAUUUUAGUGCAAAAGCUUCACCAAUGGAGACUGAUGAGAAAGAAGAAAAUAUAUCUAAUUUUCAAGAAAUGAAAAGUUUGCAAGCUAAUAAGGAAAAUGAAACUACCAGUACUAAACGAAAAGAGAAUAUAAAAAAUAAACCUGACCACGAUAUUUCAGAAAUUAAUGCGCAAACUAGGCCCUCUACCUUUGAGUCUGUUUCAGAUUUAGAAAUGGCCAUUAGAUCUGAAUCUGUAAGCGAACUACGGUUAAAAUCACACACGAGCAUCCUACCGGAAAAUGUUUCUUUGAAACAGUAUAAAGAACAAAUUACAAAUAUUGCAAAGGAUGGAAAUAGUUCAAUUUCAGCUUCAGUUUUACGUGAAAACAAUUUUCAGAAGACAGAAAUAACGGAAAAUCGGAAAAUUUUGUUUAAAGACUCUUUAGCAAAAAACGCAGAAAAGAGCGAGAAGCAAUCACUUGAAAACCUAAACAACAUUUCCAUGUCUAACCCAAACGAGUCGACGUUUUACUUGGAAGUUAAAUCAUCUGAUGCAGAAUCAGACGACUUAAAUCAACUUUGGAUGUCUCGGCUAAUCAAUUAUUUGUUCUAUCCUAUAGGAACUGUUUUAUUAAACAACGUAGUUACUGAAUUAACCACUGCGAGUUACUUAAAUGAGGAAGAACUAAUGUUAAAAGCAAUGAACAGUAGCUUAAUAUCGGUUUUAGAGAAACUUUUAAAAGAAUUUGAAACGUCGGAAUCGCUGAAUACCACAAAAAAUAACAGUUACAUAUCUUUGAAUGAAAAUAUUAAUUUAGAUUCGCUCCGUAAGUCAAGAAUAAUUCAAAAAUUAAUAAGCAAACUGAAAGAGAGAAAAAAUAAUCUAAACGCGAAAUUCCAAAAUAAUUUAAAAUAUGAAUUAAAUAGUACAAGGAACGGAAAUGGGCAAAAAAUAAAAGCCAGGGAAUCGUCAACUGCCCAUAUUGCUAAAAUACAUGCCAUUCGUAAUGACCAUAAUUCAGCGUUUUUGGCUACAUUCAAAAAUGAAAAUUCUACUGCCUCCUUUCGCCAAGAAAAUAAUGGUGCGACACAGAAGGAAGAUCUUUUGCUCGAGUUACUAGUGGAAAAAAUAAAGGAAGAUUUCAGUCGUAUAUUUGAAUUGCUAAAUGCUUCAUCUACAACAUCUCAGAUCGAUGUAAAGAACAAAAAACAGCAUCAAAGCAAGUCAAACGAAAGUGUAAUUAAUCAAGAAGAAGCUUCUUCCAAUAUUGUGAAGAGUGAAUCUAAUGAAGAGGGUAAUAAGAACACUCGUAAUGAUUUAAUAAACUUCAUUAAUUCCGAAGAUUCAUUAUCAAUACCUGCUGAGCAAAGAAAAGGAGAGGAAGAAGACGAGUAAAGAGAAGCAAGACCUUAAAAAUUCAGAUAUAACUGGCGGCUUCAGCGACCAAAGUUCAUUAAAAUUCAAAUGUCGUAUCUUGAGUAUAAAAAUUUAGUGAUAAUUUAAAUUAUAUUUAAAUGCAUUUAGAAUCAACGAAAGCCAAAAUUUAUUUUUAAAGCAAAUUCAC